CAGUUGACUUUAUUUCCGACGCCAAUUAUACACCCAAUUUUUUUUAGCAUGACGAAAGGAUUGCUUGAUAUUUAUGGUUCAAGAAGUCAAUCUCAUCCAUAAAUUGAUUUUCACUGUUCUUUCCUCCUUCACGAAGAAACUUUGAAAGCAUUUACACACAGAAACAGAAUCGAAAAAAAAGAUAAGAAAAAUGAUACGGUCAUGGAGCCACGAUACCAUUCUCAUCCCACCAAGUUCGAAAUUUUCUAAUUUAGACGCUCCAUUCCCACUUCCCAAAUACCUCAAGAAGAUUCGAAUUUUUGCUUCAAUGGAACCCCAAACCUUUGAAACUCUACUAAACGAGUUGAAGGGGUUAAGCUGAUCGGUUAAAGGUAUUGUCUUUUGUUGUUUCUGUUUCUUAACGAAAGAAAUGGCGCUGGAAUUGGUGGGUGGAGCUGUUUUGGGGACUGUGGUUGGGGAGCUAUUCAAAGCGGUCUCGAAUCUGGGUGAAAGGGCCAUUAGUUUCAAUCCUGUUCUUAAGGAUAUCCGUUCCAAGCUUAAUGCUAUAUUCCCUUUGGUGAAGCAAAUCGAUGAGCUUAAUGAUUAUCUCGAUUACCCAAAGGAAGAGACAGAGAAAUUGAGGGAUCUAAUGGAUGAAGGGAGGCGGCUGCUUCUCCAGUGCGGCGAUGUGAAAUUGGGGGAUCUUAAUUAUUUGAAGAAGCCAUUUUACACCAAAAGGCUUCGGGAAUUGGAUACUGCACUUCGAAGUUUCAUGGAUAUUUUGAUGUUGCAGAUGGCUAGAGAUCAGAAGAAGAACAUGAAGAUGAUGAACCAAAUGAUGGAGAUCAUUUGUAGACUUGAUAAUAGAGGUGGGUCGAGUAAGCCUAUGGAUUUGUUUGUUCCACCAUGUCUGGUUCCUCAACUGCGAGAAGAAACGGUUGGGUUGGAGAAGCCAGUUAAGGAGUUGAAGGUGAAACUUUUCAAAAAUGGGGUUCAAAUGUUGGUGGUGACAGCUCCUGGUGGCUGUGGAAAAACCACACUGGCCUUAAAAUUUUGCCAUGACAAAGAAGUCAAAGAUAUAUUCCAGGAGAAGAUCUUCUUUGUUGCAGUUUCAAGGAAACCAGAUUUGAAGCUUAUAUUGAAAGAUAUAAUUGAAAGCCUUAGAGGCAUUCAAUUGCCUGAUUUGCAAAGUGAUGAACGUGCAUUCUGCUAUUUAGAAAUGUGGUUGAAGCAAACAAGUGUAAAUCGUCCUGUUUUGAUUGUGUUAGAUGAUGUGUGGAAUGGACGAGAAUCUGAAGUUCUUCUUGAUAAUCUGUUCCAAUUGCCUUGCUGCAAGGUCUUGGUCACUUCUAGGUUUUAUUUCCCAAGAUUUAGUGAGUCUCAUUAUUUGGAACCUUUGAACCGUGAGAAUGCAAUACAACUUUUUCGUCGUGCAGCAUCAUUGGACAAAGGAAUUUCUAAGCUCCCCGAUGAUGAAACUGUAGAAAAGAUAAUUGGGGGAUGCAAGAGACUCCCUCUUGCACUGAAGGUAAUCGGAAGGUCUCUUUCCCGCAAACCAACAUCGGUUUGGAAAGUGACAGGGAGGAAUUUGGCUAGAAGUGGCUCCAUAUUUGAUUCUGACAAUGAACUUCUUGAAUGCCUACAGAGCAGUUUGGAUGUCUUGGAUGAUAACAUGGUAACUAAGCAGAGUUUCAUGGAUUUAGGCUCUUUUCAUGAAGAUCAAAGAAUUCCUGCUUCGACCUUCAUUGACAUGUGCACAGUUCUGUACAAACUAGACGAAAGUGAAGCAAUGGUUAUCCUCGACGAACUAUCCUCUCGAAGUCUAGUUAAUUAUGUCACGACGAGAAAAUAUGGAUAUGAUGAUGACUUCUAUGAAGAGUACUCUUUUACUCAGCAUGAUAUUCUUAGAGAUUUGGCUAUCCACUUGAUGAAUAUGGAGCCCAUAGAACAAAGGAAAAGAUUGAUCUUAGACAUUAAUGAAAACGAUCUUCCCAAAUGGUGGGUUGAUCAAGAAAAGCAUCCUUCCUAUGCCAACCUUAUAUCUAUAACCACAGAUGAGAGAUUCUCAGCAAGUUGGCCUGACAUGGAAGCACCUGAAGUGGAGGUUCUGAUUCUUAAUCUUCAGUCAAGAACUUACAACUUGCCUGGGUUCAUCAAAAGAAUGAAUAAGCUGAAAGUUUUGGUAAUCACAUAUUUUGGUUCUUUUCUAACUGAGGUGACAAGUGAAGAUAAUCAACUACUCGACUGCCUAACGAGUCUUGAACGAAUUAGGUUCGAGCGGUUUUCAGUUUCUAUCUUUAGUAAUCCAAACCCGAAACCGCUGAUAAAUUUGCAGAAAAUAUCCUUCUUUAUGUGCAAAUUUGGUCAAACAUUCAUGGACGUUUCAACCCCAAUCUCAGAUUUGUUGCCAAACUUGCUGGAGAUUUCCGUAGACUUUUGCAACAAUUUGAGUUCAGUCCCCAAUAGGUUGUGUGAAAUUGUCAGCUUGCAGAAGCUGAGCAUUACAAAUUGCCAUGGACUAUCUUCCUUGCCAGAAGAUGUAGGAAAGUUGAUUAAUCUAAAAAAUCUAAGGCUAAGAUCUUGCAUUCAUUUAGAAGAGUUUCCCGAGUCGACAACGAAGCUUCGGGAAUUAGUCCUGCUUGAUAUAUCUAACUGUCUUGGUCUUGCCAAGCUUCCUGAGAAGAUUGGUGAAUUGCAUAAUUUAGAAAAGCUUGACAUGAGGCACUGCUCAAGUUUGCGCAAGCUGCCAUUGUCGAUUGGAAACCUGAAAAAGGUGAAGUUUUUAUGUGAUAGAGAGGUUGGAGAGUGGUUGAAGAAGGUUGCGCCUCGCCUUGCCAAACAGGUGAAAGUGCAAGAGGAAGAAGCCAACCUGGAGUGGCUCGGUUUUUGAACCAUUAUUUUACCUUUAAACAUUGGUUUGUUUUUUUCGUUCGUGUUUAGAAUAAGUGUAAAUUUUUUGCGUCAAACAUGAAUAUACUUCAAUUGAAGUCUUCCAUCAAAUUUGGGAGCAAUUGGGUUUAGGGUUAUAUUUUGGACAAUAUGUUUUCAUAAUUUGAAAUAAUUAGUAUUAUAACACUUCCUCAUUCAAUUA
Molecule: messenger RNA, 3070 nt
Organism: Cucumis melo (muskmelon)
Lineage: Eukaryota; Viridiplantae; Streptophyta; Magnoliopsida; Cucurbitales; Cucurbitaceae
Product: probable disease resistance protein At5g66900
Exons: 5
Coding region: 410-2869 (819 amino acids)
Biological process (GO): defense response to fungus
Molecular function (GO): ADP binding
Source: RefSeq, a predicted model, not a curated record